GAGCUCUUUCUCUCUGUCUUUCCUUUUUUUCUGGGGAUUCGGAACUCUCUCUUUCUCUCUCCUUUUUCUUGGGAUUCGGAUCUCUCUCUCUCUCUGUUCUGGAACAAUGGCGUAUGCACUUGUUUCAAUGGUUGUGAACAAACUUCGAGAAGAGGUUUAUUUGGUGGGUGAUGCCAAAGAAGAAUUUGAAAAGUUAUCUUCUACAUUGGAAUCCAUUCAAGCACUUCUUAAUGAUGCUGAGAUUAUGCAAUUUCACAAUGAAAGCAUUCAAGCUUGGUUAAAAAAGUUCAAAGAUGUGGUUUACGAUAUCGAGGACGUGGUAAAUGAUAUGAUUCCAUCCCCGGAAUCUGAAUCAGGGACCCACGACGGUGACGAUCGACUCAUUGGAAACCAGGCAUGGGCGUGCUUAUUUUCAGUCUUUUCAUGUUGCGGUCUAGAAGAUUGGAUAAGGUUGGCCCAUGAAUCAUGGACUGACGGUGACGAUACUGAUAAUCGCAGCAUCAGAGAUAAGGUUCGGACAUUUGUCAGUAAAGUCGCAUCACAACGCGAUUUUGCUCGUAAGAUAAAACAAGUAAGGGCGAAGCUGGAUCAGAUUGCAGAUGACAAAAGUAAGUUCAGUUUUAAGGAGAUUCACAGUUUCCGUGGAGACAGUGAGCUUGACAAGGCCGAGUCUCAAACCAGUUCGCUCGUAGACGAAUCACAGAUUCACGGGAGGGACGAAGACAGAGAUACCAUAAUAAGCAAGUUGAUAAGCGGUAGCAGUUGUGAGGAGGGACGGAUUCAUGUCAUUUCGAUCAUAGGCGUUGGCGGGUUGGGCAAGACGACUCUUGCUCAAUUGAUCUGCAAUGAUGAAAGGGUGAAGAGCCAUUUCCAUAAGGUUCUAUGGGUUUGUGUUUCUGAUCAUUUUAAUUUGAUAAAUCUUACAAAAGCAAUUAUAGAAGCAGCUGGAGGGACAAGUCCACCGCAUUCUCGCCUAGGCUCAUUGCAGAAGCAGCUUAUCCAAACAUUACAGGACAAGCUAUUCUUGCUUGUACUUGAUGAUGUGUGGAACGAUGAUAGUCAAAGGUGGGAGAGACUAUGGCUUUCCUUGCAAAGAGGUGCACCCGGAAGUAGGAUUUUGGUCACCGCUCGCAGCGAGAAGGUUGCAUUUACAUGCAGGGACUCCGCCUACAUGCAUAAAUUGAAAGGUUUAUCCGAUGAUGAUUGCUGGUUACUGUUCAGUAGCAAAGCUUUUGCAAGGAGGGAAAUGAAAGAUUGUCAGGAGUUGGUAAAGAUAGGAAAGGAAAUAGUGAAGAAGUGUAAAGGAGUUCCUCUUUCAGCAAAGGUAAUCGGAAGUACGAUGUGUUCCAAGACGACCACACAAGAUUGGAAGGACAUCUUGGAAAGCCAAACGUGGGAAAUACCAGACAUCGCGACAGGUAUCUUACCAGCUUUGUUGUUGAGCUAUUAUAAUCUACCCGUCCAUUUGAAGCAGUGUUUUGCAUAUUGCUCAAUAUUUCCGAAAGAUCAUUGGUUGGAGAAGGAUAUAUUGGUAAAGUUGUGGUUAGCUCAGGGUUUCAUCAAGCCGCAGGGAAGAAGAGAGAUGGAAUCAAUUGGCGGAGAGUACUUUGAUGAACUACUGAGGCGGUCUUUGCUCCAAGAUGCGAUUGUAUAUUUUGAAGGAGUCACUAAGUGUAAAAUGCAUGAUCUCCUCCACGAUCUCAUCCAAUUCAUUACAAAGAAUGAAUGUUGCAUCUUUGUGAAUGGAAAGUCGGACUACAGCUCUGUUACAGUCCGUCAUUCAUCAUUUAUUGCCACAGGGGAAAUGUCACACAUUCCUGGCCCUCUAUGUGAUGCAAAAAAAUUGCGAACACUGCUCCAAAUCAGAAAUUCAUUAAUUAAUACCAUCCCCGAUAAUUUAUUCCAAUGUGCUAGGUCCCUUAGGGCAUUGGAUUUCGGUGGUUAUGACUCCAGUAUUAAAGAAUUGCCAAGCUCACUUGGGUCGCUGAAGCAUUUACGAUAUCUUGACUUAUCUUAUUCGAAGAUAGUUGAGUUGCCAGAAUCAGUGACUCAUCUCCGCAAUUUGCAAACCUUGAAGUUGAAUUUUUGUAGAGAACUCCAGAGCCUGCCAACUGGGAUGAGUGCAAUGGUCCGCUUGAGACAUCUGGAAAUUAAAGAGACAACAGAACUAAAGUACUUACCGGAAGGGUUGGGGAGAAUAAGUUCCCUUCGAACAUUGAGUAGGUUUAUCGUGGGAGGCGAUGGAAGAUGUAAGAUUGGCGAGCUGAAGCGACUUGACUCUCUCCAAGGAAAGCUGCAAAUAGACCACUUGGAGAGAGUGGCCAGCGUGGAUGAGGCUAAGGAAGCACUACUGGAGAACAAGUUACAACUAAGCAUAUUGUCUCUUGAAAUGUCAGGAGUUGGUGAGGUGGAGAGGAUGGAAAAUGUAGUUGAAGCCCUCAAGCCGCCCCUUGCAAACCUAGAACAGCUGGAAGUUUGGGGAUACAUUGGUUCCAAGUUCCCAACCUGGAUAGGAGAUUCAUCUUUCUCAAAUUUAGUCAAGUUGAAAUUAAUAGAUUGCAAUAACUGUACACAGUUGCCUGGGCUAGGGAGACUACCUUCGCUUGAAUACCUUGAAAUAUCGACAGGUCUUCUAAAACGGGUGGGAAGUGAGUUUUAUGGAAAUGGCAGUGGUGGCUGCAUAAACCUAGCAGCAUUCCCCAAGCUGAAACAUCUGGAAUUCAAGGGAAUUCGAUAA
Molecule: messenger RNA, 2737 nt
Organism: Magnolia sinica
Lineage: Eukaryota; Viridiplantae; Streptophyta; Magnoliopsida; Magnoliales; Magnoliaceae
Product: putative disease resistance protein RGA4
Exons: 2
Coding region: 107-2737 (876 amino acids)
Biological process (GO): defense response to other organism
Molecular function (GO): ADP binding
Source: RefSeq, a predicted model, not a curated record